AUGUCACCCCUCACCCUCACCCUCACCCUCACCCCCUCCUCAUCAGGACAAUGCCACUUCCCAACCGAGCACCUCGCCCCCUCCGCAGACGCAGACGCAGCCGCAGCCUCACCCGCCUUCAAAUCCAUCUCCGUCGCGCACACCCCCUCCAACACCCAAGCUGCACCCCUCUCCCUCUCCCUCUCACACAUCCUACAAGCAUGGGCGGUCGUCCUGCGGUACUACACCGGCAGCGACGCCAUCUCCUUCGGCCGGGUGGACGACACCGAGCAGUCUGCCACCGGGUCGCGGUUCGCGGUCUGUCAGGGCGAGAUUACAGCAGAUACUGCUCUGGAUGAGUUGCGCGCGUCGGAGACAAGCCCCUCUGAGGCGUCGCAGGGACGGACGCAGACGGAGACGCAGUUGUUGAGUGACUGGGUUGCAUCGAACAGGUCAUUCAACACCCUCGUCUGGAAGACGUCUCUGCAGACGCCUCCGCCGGUGGAUGAGCUGGAGGGGUCGCAUAUCUCGCUGGCGCUCCUUGUCAUCGACUCCGCCCAGCCGCGUGUGACGCUCCUGUACGCGCCCCAUUCUAUCGGGGACAUCAUCGCCGCCGCAGCCGCCGAGGCCAUGGUCAAAGCGAUGGACGCGAUUGCGAACGCGCCACACACCCCCAUCGGAUCGCUGGAUCUCUUCGGCCCGUCGUCGCGCGAACGAAUCGAGGAGUGGAAUGCCGCCGUGCCGCCGACUGUCGGGGCGUGUCUGCACGAGCAGAUCGACGAGACGGCGAGAUGGCGUCCCGCGCAGACGGCGCUGGAGUGCUGGGAUGGGUCUGUGACGUACGCCGAGCUGGCGGACUACAGUUCCCGGCUGGGGAGGGUUCUCGUGUCGCAGGGGGUUGGGCCGGAGGUGUUUGUGCCGGUGUGCUUCGACAAGUCGCUGUGGGCGGUGGUGGCGAUGCUGGGGGUGUUGAAGGCCGGGGGCGCGUUCGUGUGCAUCGAUCCUGCGCAGCCGAUGGAUCGGCUUCGGGCGAUCAUCGGUGAGGUGCAGGCGCAGGUUGCCCUCGCCGCGCCGGAGUAUGAGGGCUUGAUGGCCGGGGAGGGGGUCGCGACGGUGAUCGCCGUCGAUGGGGGGUUCAUUGCGGCGCUUCCCCCCUGUCAUGGCCAGGAUCUGCCGCGUCGCGCGACCCCCCGCGAUGCGGCCUUUGCGAUCUUCACCUCGGGGAGUACCGGUAAGCCGAAGGGCAUUGUCCAUGAGCAUCAGGCCGUGUGUUCGAGUGCGCGAGAGCACAGCCACCGGAUGAACAUGGAUAGCGGGACGCGCAGCUUCCAGUUCGCGGCGUAUACUUUCAUCGUUAAUACGUUUGAGCUGUUCACACCGCUGGUUGUCGGAGGGUGUGUGUGCGUUCCCUCCAAGGAGGAUAGGCUGGCACGGACAACCGGAGCCAUGCGGGAUCUUAGGGCUAAUUGGGCGUGUCUCACGCCGUCGUUCCUCCGCUCCAUCAGCCCGGAGGAUAUCCCCGACGUGAAAACCCUCCUGCUCGCGGGCGAGCCCGUCCAGCAGGAUAACCUCGAUACGUGGCGCAGUCGAGUUCGUCUGCUCAAUAUGUACGGCGCCAGCGAAGCGUCCGUCUGCGUGACGGGGGACCUGUCUGGCCCCGUGGAGCGGACGACCAUCGGUCGAGGCACCGGGGUGUGUGCUUGGGUGGUCGAUGUCGCCGACCACAACCGGUUGGCCCCCAUUGGCGCCACCGGCGAGCUGGCCGUCGAGGGCCCUGUCCUGGCCCGGGGGUACAUCAAUCAGCCCGACAAGACAGCCGCGGCCUUUGUCUCCCACACCCCGUGGCUGGACGACAUCCGCGGGGUGUCGUCCGCCGCGCGUGCCUACAAGACCGGCGACCUGGUCCGGCUUGGCUCAGACGGACGCAUCAACCUGGUUGGCCGCAAGGACAUGCAGAUCAAGCUGCGUGGACAGCGCAUCGAGCUGGAAGAGGUCGAGUUCCACAUCCGCCAGGGCCUGCCGGGGGGCACCGAGGUCAUCGUCGGGUUGGUGAAGCCAGUCGACCAGCCAGACCGGCCGCUGCUGGCCGCGUUCGUGGCCCUGCGGAAAGGCUUCGGGGACGACUUCCACGACGUGGACGCUGAAAGUGCCCGCAUCCUGGACACGAUGACCGCGGACUGGAAGCGCAAGCUUGCGGCCUCGGUCCCCGGGUACAUGGUCCCGUCGACGCUUGUCCAGCUGCACUACAUGCCGGUGAUUGCGUCCGGGAAGCUGAACCGGAAGGCUGUGAACGAAUACGCCUCGCGACGGACGGUGGCCGAGUUGACCGGCGCGAAGGGCAAGGCACAUAGAGAGCCGUCGACGGACACCGGCAGGGCCCUGCGCACGGUCUGGGCGGAGGUGCUGCAGCGGGCAGAAGAGUCGAUCUCUGCCGACGACGACUUCCUGGAACUCGGCGGCAACUCCAUCGAUGUCAUGCGUCUGGUCAACCGCUGCCGAGCGCACGGCAUUGGCCUCAGUGCAGCCGAGGUGUUCACACACCCGGUGCUCGAAGGGAUGGCCGAGGCGUCUUCCACGCCAGACGACCAGGCCCCUUUCGAGGACACGCCCUUCUCGCUUCUGGGCAGGGACCGGGACGGACUCGUUGAAGCCGCCGCCACGCAGUGCCACGUCGCCCCAUCGGCCAUCGAGGACCUGUACCCCUGCACCGCCAUGCAGGAGGGUCUCCUGGCUCUCUCGGACAGCCGCAGCGGGGUGUACACGGCGCAACACACGCUCGUGCUCGACGCGACCAUCGAUCUGGGCCGCUUCAAGCGCGCCUGCCAGGAGGUGGCCGACGCACACCCCAUCCUGCGCACCCGCAUCGUCUACCCGGAGCGAGGGGCCGCCGCCCUGCAGGCCGUCAUCCGUGGCGACCUGGACUGGCACUCCGCCGACGGGCUGGCGAGGUACAUGGCCGAAGACAAGCAGCGGGCCAUGGGGCCGGGCGACGCGCUCACGCGGUACGGCAUCGUGCCGAACGGCGAGGGCUGGAUGUUCGUGUGGACCGCGCAUCACGCGGUGUACGAUGCCUGGACGCUGGAGCUGGUCUUCGACCGGAUCGACCGGGCGUACCGGGGGCAGGCGAUGGGGAAGGACGCCAGUUUCAAGGCGUUCAUGCGGUAUGUGGUCAGCACCGACCGCGACGCCGCGGAUUCGUUCUGGCGGGAGUAUCUGGCCGGGGCGACAGCGACGGAGUUUCCGUGCACCGUGUCCACGGCCAAGAUGCCGGUGUCGGACGCCACGAUCAGGCAUGACAUGGCGCUGGACCCCUCGCAGCGGCUGCCGGGCAUCACGAUGCCGUCUGUCAUCCGCGCCGCCUGGGGAAUCCUGGUCGGGUCGCACUCGGGAUCGGACGAUGUCGUGUUCGGCACCAUCGUCUCUGGUCGCAAUGCCCCCGUGCCGGGCGUGGACCGGCUCGUGGGACCGGGCAUUGCCGCCGUGCCGGUGCGCGUCAACGCCCCCGAGGGCGGCCAGACGGUCCGCGAGUUCCUCACCACGGUGCAGUCGCAGUCCACCCGGAUGAUCGCGUUCGAGCAGACCGGCCUGCAGAACAUCAGCAAGGUCAGCGCGGACGCCGCCUGCGCCUGCGACUUCCAGACGCUGCUCGUGGUGCAGCCUGCCAGGGCACAGCCGGCGGCGGCGACAGAGGCCCCCGACCUGCGCGCGGUCUCCGACGCCGAUGCCAACUUCGGCACGUAUGCCCUAACGCUGGAAUGCUCGCUGCGGCCGCACGGCGUCGGGUUCGCCGCCCAUUUCGACUCCACGCUCAUUUCCGGGGACUACGUCCAGCGGAUCCUCGGCCAGCUGGAGCAUCUGCUGCGGCAGCUGUGCGGCUGCGCGGAUGGCAGGCUGGACGAGCUCUCGUUCAUCAGCCCGCAGGACGAGGAGAGCAUCCGCUCGUGGAACCAGGCCAUCCCGGCCCCGGUCAACCAGACCGUGCACCAGUUGAUCGGGGAACGCAUGGCCGAGCGCCCCAGCCACGAGGCCGUCUGCUCGUGGGACGGCUCGUUCACGUACGCGGAGCUGGACCGCCACUCGGCCCGUCUGGCUCGACGUCUGGCCGCUCUCGAUGUGAGGCCCGAGAGCUUCGUGCCGUGCUGCUUCGAGAAGAGCCGCUGGCCGGUGGUGGCCAUGCUGGGGGUGUUGCGAUCGGGCGGUGCGUUCCUGAACCUCGAUCCCUCGCAGCCCCCCAGUCGCAUGCGGCUGAUGAUCACCAAGCUGCGGUCCACGACGCUCGUCUGCUCGCCCCAGCAGUACGACCUCUGUCGGUCCCUGGGUCCCGGGUACAACAUCGUCGUGCUGUCCGCCGACACUCCCGAGGAGUCGACGGUCGGCCUCCCCCCCUCGGGCGUGACUCCCGACCACGCCGCGUAUGUCAUCUUCACCUCGGGGAGCACCGGCGAGCCCAAGGGGACGGUGGUCCAGCACGGCGCGUACUGCUCCGGGUCCGUCACCCAUGCCCCGACCAUGCUGAUGGACGGCCGGACGCGAGCCCUGCAGUUCGCCUCCUUCACCUUCGAUGCCAGCCUGGUCGAGAUCCUGACCACCCUGGUCGUCGGGGGCUGCGUGUGCAUCGCGUCGGAGGAGCAGCGCAGGCGGGAUGUGACCGAGGCAGUCCGACAGACGAACGCCAACUGGGCGGCCCUGACUCCCUCGUUUGUCAACCUGAUCCGCCCGGACGACGUGCCGUCGCUGGAGACGCUCGUCCUGGCCGGCGAAGCCAUGGGCCAGUCCCACAUCGACACCUGGGCCCGUCGGGUCCGGCUGGUCAACGCCUACGGGCCCAGCGAGUGCUGCGUCUGCAGCACGGCCAACUCGCACGUCACCAGUGCCUCCAGCCCGCGGGACAUCGGCCUCGCCUGCUCGGGCGCCGCGUGGGUGGUGAUGCCGCACGACCACCAUCGCCUGGCGCCCGUCGGCGGCGUCGGCGAGCUGGUCAUGGAGGGAUGGAACGUCGGCCGGGGCUAUCUGGACGAGCCGGCGAAGACCCGCGCGGCCUUCGUGCCGAACCCCCUCUGGCUCAGCCAGGGCGAUGCCACGCGGCCCCCGUCGUCUACAAGACGGGCGAUCUGCCUGAGCUUCCAGCGCCGCAAGGACACCCAGGUCAAGCUGCGCGGGCAGCGCAUCGAGCUGGGCGAGAUCGAAUACCGCCUCAAGCAAAGCCUGCCGGGCCAGCCGGACGCCGUGGUGGACAUUCUCUGCCCGAGGGACGCCGCCGGCCAGCCCCGUCUGGUGGCCUUCCUGCCCGUGGCCGGCGCCGCGCCUGUCUCGGACGCGCAUGCCCUCAUCCCCCGGCCCCACGACCGCCAUGUGGCCGCCGUCUCCGGGCUCGAGGCCCGGCUGGCCGAGUUCCUGCCCAUGCACAUGAUCCCCAGCGCCUACCUGCCGGUGACCCACGUCCCCAAGCUGCCCUCCGGCAAGGCCGACCGCCGGACGCUGAUCCGGUGCGGCGGCGCGUUGACGCACCGCGAGAUGGCGCAAUACGCGGGCGGCGCCGACGAAGUGCGUCCGGCCACCAGCGCGAUGCAGCUGGCCCUGCAGCGGCUCUGGGGCGAGGCCCUGAAGACCCCGGCGGAGCACAUCGGCCUGGACGACCACUUCCUGCGGCUGGGCGGCGACUCGAUCACGGCGAUGCGGCUGGCGUCCGCCGCCCGCGCGCAGGGCAUCCCCCUCUCGACCGCCACCGUGUUCCAGCAUCCAACCCUAACGGCCAUGAGCGCCGUGGCCGAGACGCUCGCGCUCCAGCAGCGGCCCCAGACCUUCGAGCCGUUCUCGUCCCUCCCGGCCAUCCCCCAGGACGAGCUGCUCGCCCAGAUCGUCCUCCCGCAGGUCGACACGCCGCGGGCCAACAUCGCCGACGUGCUCGAGUCGACCGACUUCCAGGCGCUGGCCAUCGGCGGGGGACUCGAGCCGACGCGCGGAUGGAGCAAUUACCUCGUCUUCGACUUUCGCGGGCCGAUCGACCUGCGGCGGCUGCGGCAGGCCUGCGACGCGCUGCUCGCCCACCACGCCAUCCUGCGCACCGUCUUCGUGGGCGCCGGGGCGCAGCUGCUGCAGGUCGUCCUCCGCUCCCUGCGGCCCGAGUACGCCGUGCACGUCCAAGACGACCCGGGCCAGGACCCCUCCGAGGCCCUCGUGCGCGCCGACCUGGCACGGCCCCCGCGCCUCGUCGCCCCCAUCGUGCGCUUCACGCUGAUCAAGAACGGCGCGACCCGGCACCGUCUCCUCAUGCGCAUCUCGCACGCGCAAUACGACGGCGCCUCGAUGCCGCAUCUCCUGCACGACCUCCGCGCCGCCUAUCGCGGGGAUCCCCUGCCCCCACGGCCCCAAUUCGCCACCUUUGUGCGCAUGCAACUCCACUCCCUCGACGCCUCCUCGUCUCUCGCCUUCUACAGACACCUCCUCGCCAACUCAACCAUGACCUCCCUGAUCUCCCACCCUAGCCCCUCCACCCCCACCGUCCUGGACACCAUGAUCGGCGCCACCGUCCCCCUCCUGACGUACAAAUCCCACGGCAUCACCGCCGCCACGGUGAUCAAGGCCGCCUGGGCCCUCACCCUGGCCGAGCUCUCCGCCUCGGCCGACAUCGUGUACGGCCACAUGGUGUCCGGGCGAAACCUCCCCCUGGACGACGUCGAAUCCGUCAUGGGGCCGUGCCUCAACAUCGUCCCCGUGCGCGCAACCCUCGAACCCACGACCACGACCACGACCCUCGACCUCCUCCGCGCCCUGCAGCAGCAGCAAACCGAGACCAUGCCGCAUGAAUCCCUCGGCUUCCGGCAGAUCAUUGACCGGUGCACGGACUGGCCCGCCCACACGAGGUUCAGCUCCGUGUUCCAGUAUCAGGAGUUCGGGGCGGACGCGGCGGCGGAUCCGACGCAGCCGGUCCACAUCGAGCACGGGUUGACCUGUUCCCCCGGCUUCAUCUGUCCCAGCCCGGAUGCCUGUGAUCUGAGUCUUCUGGCGACGCCGGUGGGGGGCCAGGUGCGCGUGGAGAUGAUCUAUUCGCGCCAGGCCAUGAGUGGGGAGUUUGCGGGCGAUGUGCUGAGCAGGUUCUGUGCGGUGGUGGCGGGGAUUGAGGCAGACGGGGUUGAUGGGCGGGUGCCGGGGCCGGAGGAGUUGCGGGGGAGAGAGGCGGUGAUUCCGUUGCCCCAACCCCAUAUACCCCUCCCCAUCCAAAUCCAAAUACCUCACCACCCGGAUCCCCCCUCCUCCCCCUCCACCCCAAAUGACCUCUCCCCAUGGAUGGUCAAAUAUCCCUCCCCGUCGACCGCAAACCCCGUGAGAAGAGCCCCGGCCGGUGCGGCCGCAUUCGCCGUCAAGCCGAUUGGCGCGUUCGCGUGA
Molecule: messenger RNA, 7365 nt
Organism: Aspergillus heteromorphus CBS 117.55
Lineage: Eukaryota; Fungi; Ascomycota; Eurotiomycetes; Eurotiales; Aspergillaceae
Product: acetyl-CoA synthetase-like protein
Exons: 4
Coding region: 1-7365 (2454 amino acids)
Biological process (GO): secondary metabolite biosynthetic process; amino acid activation for nonribosomal peptide biosynthetic process
Cellular component (GO): cytoplasm
Molecular function (GO): phosphopantetheine binding; catalytic activity
Source: RefSeq, a predicted model, not a curated record